AUGAAACCUCAAUAUGUUCGAAUAAUUAUUCCUUCUAAUAAGCAAAUUCAGCUUCUUGCACCAAUGCAACAGAAAAUAUUGCAGCAUCCACAACCAUGUUUACCAGCACAAGUUCGUUUAAUUACGUCAAAUGCUUCUGUUGUUAGUCCGUCUGCUAUACCUUCUACCUUGGAAAAUAAUGCUGCAUUACGCACACCAUCAGCUUCAUUGAAUAUCAAUCAACCAAUAUGUUCGACAAUAGUAGCAGCGUCUUCGAAUCAAGAACCACCUCAAAUACCAUGUACAUCUGCAAGUGCUUCAUUAGAAAAUACUUUUGUACAAUGCGAUUCAAUAAUAAAUAUAGGUCCAAAAAAAAACAAACGAGGUAAAAAUUGGUCAGAAGAAGAGACAGCUGUUUUUAUUAAUAUUUGGAGCGAGUAUUAUGAGAGUUUAAUGAUGGGCGGAACAAGAAAUACCAAGAUUUAUCAUGCAAUGGCAAAACAGCUGAAUGAGUUUUUAUCACCACGAGUAAUGACAGGUGCAGAUGUGAAGGCAAAAAUAACGAAUCUCGUUGCUGAAUAUAGAAAAAAAAGAAAAGAAUCAGGCAAAACAGGUAGUAGUCCGUCGUCGUGGCGAUAUUUUGAACAAAUCGACAAGCUUCUCGGUGAACGUCCAUUUAAUGACGAGAGUCUUAUUUCUGAUUCAAUAUCUCUUCAAGAAGAACAAUUUCUUGAAGAAAUUGAAAACGCUUCAGCUUCUGAUUUGAAUCUAAAUUCGUUAACAAAAGAUGAUGAUGAUGAUAAUAUAUCGAAUUUAAUCAAAGAUAUUGAAGAAUCUACAAAUAAUUCUGAUCAUCGAUCAUGCAAUUCAAAAAGUCCAUCUAAUUCAAUAUCUAUACAAAAAAAUACCACCUCGAACACGUCUGACAUAUCGAACAAAAAAAAUUUAUCAUCAAAAAAGAAGAAAGUGGCAGAUAUGCGUAUAGAACUUAUUCGACAAAUGAUUAACAAAAUUGAUGGUGUUAAUGAAAUAGCUACUAAAGCAGAAUCAAAGGCAUUGCUUUUAUUGGAAAAACAAACAAAAUUACAAGAAGAGAAUUCUGUUGACAUUGAUUGGGACAUCAGUGAACCAAUAUAUAGAAAACCAACAUGUACUAUACAAACAACGGGUUCAUUAGCAGCAAGAGAAGCAUUAACUCAAUACUUUUUACAAAAUCCUAUCUAA
Messenger RNA from Rotaria sp. Silwood1, 1203 nucleotides. The record is from the annotation of a GenBank genome assembly. Lineage: Eukaryota; Metazoa; Rotifera; Eurotatoria; Philodinida; Philodinidae.